UUUAAAUAAGGUUCACAUUUUUAGUAGCAGUUUCUAAGAACCACGUAUGUGAUGAUACAUCACUAAAGACAAUACUACCCUUGAUGUUCAACCCUCGUGGUAUGCAUUGCGUCCGGCGGUCAAAGGGUGAAACUGAAAAUGUCAAUUUGCCCCAAAGUCAAACAAUCAGUGCUGCUUGUUGUUAGAAUAUUGGUUUAGUGUAUACUUCUUUUGUUCAAAGUUCAAACUACAAAAAGUCGAACUUUUAGGUAUAGCGUUUGUAUAUAUACGUGACUCCUAUGUUCUCAACUUUCAUUACAAACUUUCCCAUUCCAUUUUCCUUUUCUCUAACAAACAAAAAUAUACUUUUGCUUUCUUAUUCUGAAAAGCUUACCAACCCAAAAAAGUAUGAAGAGAGAAAGAUCUGAGUUCGAAGAAUCCAUCAAGAUGUCUGAUGACAUUGCUAGAUGUCUGAUGAUAUUAUCACAGACCUCCAUGGUCAAACAAGUCGAUGUGAACCAAUAUACCGAGCGCGAUACAAGUAACCGGUUCGAAUGCAAAACGUGUAACAAGAGAUUCUCUUCGUUUCAAGCCCUAGGUGGCCACCGGGCAAGCCGUAAGAAGCCAAAGCUAUCCGUCGACCAGAAAGAGGUGAAACAUGUUACCAACAAUUAUAAUGGAACUCAUAUACACGAGUGUUCGAUAUGCAGUCAGAGUUUUGGGACCGGACAGGCUUUAGGUGGUCACAUGAGACGGCAUAGGUCAAGCGUGACAGUGGAGCCAUUGCAGACCAUCUCUCCCGUGAAUUCUACCGUACCGGUUCUGAAACGAUGCAGUAGUAGCAAGAGGGUUUUGUCUUUGGAUUUGAAUCUAACUCCCUUAGAGAAUGAUCUUGAAACUAUUUUUGGGAAGACGUUUUUCCCGAACAUAGAUAUGAAGUUCGUUGUUUAGUUCUUUUUUUUUGUUUUUUUCGAUCGUUAGGUUAUCGUAAUUCUUUUGUAUCGUAAGCCUCCAUUCUUUUUAUUAAUUCUUUCAAACGUUAUGUUCAUUGUUGGUUGUCAUGUAUAAGAAAUAUUUAGCUGAAUUGUUUCACUUUCUGCAACGAGUACAAAAUAAUCAUUACUGGGCCAAAAGGUAGGCUCAACCAACCCAAGUAGGAAUAAGAAACAUGGUCCAUCCACCCAAAUUGUGAUGAACAAAUACUGAUUUUGUCAUUCACAAUUUCUUAUUUUAGGAGAAACUUUUCUUUUUUGGAAGAGUAUUCAAUCAUUCUUCGUAUUAUAUUAUACUUGUAGAUUUAUUUCAUAACCAAACAUACUUAGGAGAAACUUUUGUUUUUUGGAAGAGUAUUCAAUCAUUCUUUGAUUAAAAAAAAAACCAACCAACCUAUAUACAUCGAAUCAUACUUAACUUUUAUUUCCACACCAUCAUGUAUUCCGCUCUCUAACAGGACAAAACGAAUCCAUUUUAUGUAAAAACAAAAAAAAUGAUAAAAAUUUCAGUUAUAUUACAAACUAGGAUAAGACCCGCGCCUUGUGCGGGAUUAAGUUAUUAUUUUUAUUAUAUUUUGGAGAAUGAAACAAUAGUUUAGCU
Messenger RNA from Brassica napus (rape), 1572 nucleotides. RefSeq names its product zinc finger protein ZAT11. The record is from RefSeq and is a predicted model, not a curated record. Lineage: Eukaryota; Viridiplantae; Streptophyta; Magnoliopsida; Brassicales; Brassicaceae. Bases 388 to 930 code for a protein of 180 amino acids. Gene Ontology annotation, biological process: response to stress; response to chitin. The transcript has a single exon.